Lolium rigidum is the source of this 1185-nucleotide messenger RNA. Its product is annotated as plant cysteine oxidase 5-like. NCBI's taxonomy places the organism in Eukaryota, Viridiplantae, Streptophyta, Magnoliopsida, Poales, Poaceae. Bases 133 to 852 code for a protein of 239 amino acids. The transcript is spliced from 6 exons. Gene Ontology annotation, molecular function: oxidoreductase activity, acting on single donors with incorporation of molecular oxygen, incorporation of two atoms of oxygen. The record is from RefSeq and is a predicted model, not a curated record.
UCCGCACCUCCCCAUCUCCGCCAAUCGCCAUGGCGAAGCUGCAUCCCUAGCAGUGCUCCGGUUGCGCGUGCGCCGUCCUCCGGUGUUCGAUCGUCUCCCCUCCCCCUGUUCAUCGGAGCCGCGAAGUCCACAAUGCCAAAAAUAAAGAAUUUGUGCACUGCAUGUGAGGAGUCAUUCUCUGUGGAUGGACCCAUAUCCGAGGAAGCACUUCAGAGAGUCCUCACGAUAUUAGAUAAAAUAAGGCCUUCCGAUGUUGGUUUGGAGCAAGAAGCAUAUGUCGCCCGUAACUGGAAUAAUUCAAGCCGUGAUACAAAUGGGAGAAGAGAACCUAAUGGGACAAACCAGGACAUGCCUCCCAUAAAAUAUAUGCACAUUCAUGAAUGUGAAACCUUCUCUAUGGGCAUAUUUUGUAUGCCACCGUCAUCUAUCAUUCCUCUUCAUGAUCAUCCAGGAAUGACUGUGCUGAGCAAACUUCUCUACGGAAAACUUCAUGUGGAGUCAUAUGACUGGAUCGAUGUAAACGAUCAAACUGAACAACUGAAGGCUAGACCAGCGAAGCUUUUCAAGGACUGUGAAAUGUCUCGAGCUCAGACUACGGUUCUUUUUCCUGAUAGAGGUGGUAACAUCCACACAUUUAGGGCAAUCACGCCUUGUGCUGUCUUCGAUGUUCUUUGUCCUCCAUACUUGCCAGGUGUGGGCAGGGACUGUUCGUACUUCAAGAAGUCUUCACUAAAUGAAUCACCUGCACCGAAUUGCUCAGAAGUUGUUUGGUUGGACGAACUGGAGGGCCAUCAACCUCCGGAGGGGUUUUCUGUUACAAGCGGUUCCUACAAGGGUCCUAUAAUAAGAUGAGAAUCUCUAAUGCCCAGAGCAUGUCUAUGCACCAUCUCACGAUGCAGAGCCAGAAGAGUUCUUCCAUAUCCAGAAAAGCAAAUAAAACUAUAACACGCCUGUUGGCUGGAAGAGGAUGCAUGAUUUUAGCUUCUCCUGUGUGUCACUUUGUCGAGCAUGUACCAUUAGACCACUGAUUUGCAGUUCGCGGUUAGUCAUGUACAUGUCAAUGUGAUCUGCGAACAUUUCACUUUAGUUUUGCAAAACAAUGAUGAAGCCAUGAGGGGUAUGGUAUAACCUUUCUUAGAGCAUAUUUUGUGUUGUUUGAGAUAUCCUGACUGGUGGGUUUUCUUA